Lycium ferocissimum is the source of this 1722-nucleotide messenger RNA. RefSeq names its product AT-hook motif nuclear-localized protein 22-like. Gene Ontology annotation, cellular component: nucleus. Gene Ontology annotation, biological process: vegetative to reproductive phase transition of meristem. The record is from RefSeq and is a predicted model, not a curated record. Lineage: Eukaryota; Viridiplantae; Streptophyta; Magnoliopsida; Solanales; Solanaceae. Gene Ontology annotation, molecular function: minor groove of adenine-thymine-rich DNA binding; DNA-binding transcription factor activity. The transcript has a single exon. The coding region runs from base 229 to 897 and encodes 222 amino acids.
CUUCUUCAAGUGAAGAACAUAAAUGCUCCCAAAUUCACCUCUUCUUAUAACAAGUCUAUGAGUACCUUGCAAUAAUCAAGAUCCUCCUCAGAAAAUAGUCUGAAAGCAAGAAAAAGAGAAAACAAACACACAUACUUUUUACCUCCCACCACUAUCCAUCUUUUGAAUCAUUACCUCCUUUCCUUACUUAGUACUUCCAUUUUUGUAGAAAUAUUGAAGUAAAAGGCUAUGGAUGAGGAAGGAGAUCCGAUGAACAGAAGGCCAAGAGGCAGGCCCGCCGGAUCAAAAAACAAGCCCAAGCCUCCCAUUAUCAUCAACCGAGACAGCGCCAAUGCCCUCCGAACACAUAUCAUCGAAAUCGCUGAUGGUUGUGAUGUAAUGGAAAGCGUUUCCAAUUUUUCCAGGAGAAGGCAAAGAGGAGUGUGUAUUAUGAGUGGAACGGGCAAUGUUACUAAUGUCAACUUAAAACAACCAGCCUCACCUGGUGAGAUUGUAACUCUACACGGUCGAUUCGAGAUCUUAUCAUUAUCUGGAUCAUUUCUUCCACCUCCAGCUCCUCCAACAGCUUCAGGGUUGACUAUUUAUUUAGCUGGAGGACAAGGACAAGUGGUAGGAGGAAGUGUUGUGGGGACGCUUAUGGCGUCUGGGCCUGUGGUUAUUAUGGCUGCUUCAUUUAGUAAUGCUGCUUAUGAAAGGCUUCCAUUGGAAGAGGACGAUCAGAACCCACUUCCAAUGCCUUCACUAGGAUCUCCUGGAGGACAACAGCAGCAGCAACACCAACAACAACAAUUACUAGGUGACCCUUCGUUGUUUCAUGGGACGCCGCCACCAAAUCUUCUCAACUCCAUUCAGUUACCUCCUGAGGGCUAUUGGUCAACAGGCCGACCUCCAUUUUAACAUGAAGGAAUUCAUCCAAGGGGUAUUCUUUCUCUUUGUUUUUUUUUUUCUUAACUUUCUUCUAUUAUAUUGGGAGAUCGGAAAAAGGGAAGAGGCAUACUGCGAAUUGAACGUACUCACACCUUAUUGUGUGGACGAUUCCCACCAGCACAACUAGACUAUAAGCCUUCGUUGUAUUUUGUUUCUUGAUUCACUUCUAAUUAGCUUAAACUCCCUCUCUCUGUCUACGAGUUCUUAGAAAGUAUUUUUGGGAAAUGAUUUUUUCCGGCCGUUGACCAUUUUUGAACUAUUUAGUUCGUAACCUCUAGCUUACUUUGAUUACAUCUUUUCUCUAAUAGGAUUUUGUAUUGUUGGUUUGCCGAUGAUCAGGUUAUAUGACAAUAUGAUAUGCUUGUAAUUUGAUCAAAUCAACCUUGUAAAUUUUCUGUUUACUGGUGAGUUUCCCUUGAGCUAAUAAAGAAUUUAGAUUCUUUCAGCAAGUAAGAGUUUGGGAAAUUCUGUGAACCGUACCCCAUUUUUUUUUUAUGACAUUCAUUUGAGCAGAAAACUGAGGAUACUGCUGUUAAUUCCAUAAUCAUGAUACUAGGUUGCAGUGAGGAGUACUCAUUGAGUAUGGCUUUAAUUUGUUUCUUGGCAAUAGCAGUAUAUGUACACAAGGUAGCUAACCUCAUAGAAGUCUUCUUCGUAAUGCUGCAGUGUUACAAAUUAUUGCAUGAAUUGAACUUAUAACCAGAGAAGUGUUCUAAUUUUUCUUUUAUCGAGAUCUUCCCUAAAGUCAAAAUUUGUAAACCCAAUAUAACGUGAGUUUUCUCCUUUCUUGUUAAA